Messenger RNA from Hippopotamus amphibius kiboko, 4463 nucleotides. It is a transcript of the gene MCF2L, whose product is annotated as MCF.2 cell line derived transforming sequence like. Gene Ontology annotation, cellular component: cytoplasm; extrinsic component of membrane. Gene Ontology annotation, molecular function: guanyl-nucleotide exchange factor activity; protein binding. Gene Ontology annotation, biological process: intracellular signal transduction; positive regulation of Rho protein signal transduction. The transcript has 29 exons. NCBI's taxonomy places the organism in Eukaryota, Metazoa, Chordata, Mammalia, Artiodactyla, Hippopotamidae. The coding region runs from base 260 to 3418 and encodes 1052 amino acids. The record is from RefSeq and is a predicted model, not a curated record.
GGAGGUGACGGGGCGCCGCUGCCUGAGUGGCCAGUCGGUGCCGGGAGUCACGGGGACCGUGGCCUGGACGCGCGCGGUGCCUGCGCCCGACCUUGGGCACCUCGUGGUACCUGAGGUCACCGGCGCCCCCUCCCCACGUCCCCGGAGGCGGCCUGGAGUGUCCCCGACGGAGUCCUGCAGGGCAGCCCUCACGUGAGCCCAGCCUGAGGACCCGGAGCUGCUGCUGCGGCCGCUGCGGCCCUGGUGGGGAGACGGCACGAUGCCCCUGCUGCAGUGCUGGAGGCGCCGGGCAGCCUCGAGGCGCCCGCAGCCCGAUGAAAUCAUGCACCACGACAUCAGCCCGCUCUGUGCUGCCGACAUCCAGGACCAGCUGCAGAAGCGGUUCGCUUACCUGUCUGGUGGACGGGGGCAGGACGGCAGCCCCGUCAUCACCUUCCCUGACUACCCGGCCUUCAGCGACGUCCCGGACAAGGAGUUCCAGAGCGUCAUGACGUAUCUCACCAGCAUCCCCAGCCUGCAGGAUGCCGGCAUCGGCUUCAUCCUGGUCAUAGACCGCAGGCAGGACAGAUGGACCUCAGUCAAGGCGUCCAUCCUGAGAAUCGCGGCAUCCUUCCCCGCAAACCUCCAGCUCGUCCUUGUCCUGCGCCCAACGGGAUUUUUCCAAAGGACGCUCUCCGACCUGGCCUUCAGGUUCAACAGAGAUGACUUUAAGAUGAAGGUACCGGUCAUCAUGCUGAGCUCAGUCCCGGAGUUACACGGGUACAUCGACAAGUCCCAGCUGACCGAGGACCUGGGGGGGACGCUGGAUUACUGCCACUCCAGGUGGCUGUGCCACCGCACGGCAAUCGAGAGCUUUGCCCUCCUGGUGAAGCAGACAGCACAGAUGCUGCAGGCUUUUGGGACCGAGCUGGCCGAGACAGAGCUGCCCAACGACGUGCAGUCCACGAGCUCCGUGCUCCGCGCCCACACGGAGAAGAAGGAGGGAGCCAAGGAGGACAUGAGGCUGGCGUCGGACAGGGGGCAGAGGGUCCUCGAGAGCAUCCAGGAGUCGCUGACCCGGGGCCCAGGGCAGAGCCUGAACCAGGACCAGCUGGACAGCGAGAGCACCGUGCAGAGGCUCCUGGCCCAGCUGAGCGAGACCGAGGCCGCCUUCGACGAGUUCUGGGCAAAACAUCAGCAAAAGCUAGAGCAGUGCCUGCAGCUCCGGCACUUCGAGCAGGACUUCCGAGAGGUCAAAGCUGCCUUGGACACGUUGGCGCAGAAGAUAGUGACUUUCACCGACGUGGGCAACAGCCUGGCGCACGUGCAGCACCUCCUGAGGGACCUGGCCGGCUUCGAGGACAAGUCCCGUGCGGCCGUGCAGCGGGCCCGCACCCUGUCGCUGGAGGGCGAGCAGCUCAUCGAGCACAGGCACUACGCCGUGGACUCCAUCCGCCCCAAGUGCCACGAGCUCCGCCACCUGUGCGACCAGCUUGUGGCGGACGUCGGGCGGAGGAGGGGGCUGCUGGGCAAGUCGCUGGAGCUGCACGGCCUUCUGGAGGCGUCCAUGGCGUGGUGCGACGAGGGCAUCUACCUGCUGGCCUCGCAGCCGCUGGACAAGUGCCAGUCCCAGGAUGGCGCCGAGGCGGCCCUGCAGGAGCUCGAGAGGUUUCUGGAGGCGGGUGUGGAGAACAAGAUCCAGGAGCUCAGCAAGAUCUACCAGGACUACGAGCUCAUCCUCACCCAGGACCUGCGGGAGCACGUGCAGAAGGUCUUCCAGAAGCAGGAGAGCGUGGAGGAGAUGUUCCACCGGCGGCGGGCGAGCCUCAAGAAGCUGGCGGCCAAGCAGACGCGGCCCGUGCAGCCGGUGGCCCCCCGGCCGGAGGCGCUCGCGAAAUCGCUCUGCCCCUCCCCCGGCGCCCGGAGAGGAUCCGAGAACCCCAGCUCCGAGGGGAGCGCGCUCCGGAGGGGGCCCUACAGGAGGGCCAAGAGUGAAGUGAGCGAGGGCCGGCGGCAGGGCCGGGGCAGCUCCACCGGGGACGAGGAGAGCCUGGCCGUCCUGCGGAGGCACGUGAUGAACGAGCUUCUGGACACGGAGCGGGUCUACGUGGAGGAGCUGCUGUGCGUGCUGGAGGGCUACGCGGCUGAGAUGGACAACCCUUUAAUGACACAUCUCAUCUCCACGGGCCUUCAAAACAAGAAGGACGUUCUGUUUGGAAACAUGGAAGAAAUUUACCACUUUCAUAACAGAAUAUUCCUGAGGGAGCUGGAGAACUACAUCGAUUGCCCAGAGCUGGUUGGAAGGUGCUUUCUAGAAAGGGUGGAGGAGCUGCAGAUCUACGAGAAGUACUGCCAGAACAAGCCGCGCUCCGAGAGCCUGUGGAGGCAGUGCUCCGACUGCCCGUUUUUCCAGGAAUGCCAGAAGAAGCUGGACCACAAGCUGAGCCUGGACUCCUACCUGCUGAAGCCGGUGCAGAGAAUCACCAAGUACCAGCUGCUGCUCAAGGAGAUGCUGAAGUACAGCAAGAGCUGCGAGGGGGCCGAGGACCUGCAGGAGGCGCUGAGCUCCAUCCUGGGCAUCCUCAAGGCGGUGAACGACUCCAUGCACCUGAUCGCCAUCACGGGCUACGAGGGGAACCUGAGCGACUUGGGGAGGCUGCUGAUGCAGGGCUCCUUCAGCGUCUGGACGGACCACAAGAAGGGCCACGCCAAGGUCAAGGACCUGGCCAGGUUCAAGCCCAUGCAGCGCCACCUCUUCCUGCACGAGAAGGCCGUGCUCUUCUGCAAGAAGCGCGAGGAGAACGGCGAGGGCUACGAGAAGGCCCCCUCCUACAGCUACAAGCAGUCCCUGAACAUGACGGCCGUCGGCAUAACGGAGAACGUGAAAGGGGACGCAAAGAAGUUCGAGAUCUGGUACAACGCCAGGGAGGAGGUGUACAUCGUACAGGCACCGACGCCCGAGAUCAAGGCCGCCUGGGUGCGCGAGAUCCGGAAGGUGCUGACCAGCCAGCUGCAGGCGUGCAGAGAGGCCAGCCAGCACCGAGCCCUGGAGCAGUCCCACAGUCUGCCCCUGCCCGCGCCUGCCGGCACCAGUCCCUCGAAAGGGAACACCAAAAACGUCAAAAAGUUGGAAGAAAGAAAAACGGACCCGCUAAGCCUGGAGGGCUACGUGGGCCCAGCACUGCCACCGAGACACCCCGAGAAGGGCAAAGCUUCUCCUACCAGUCCCGACAAAAAAGCUAAGCGGCACCAAGUAAAGAGCGACCCAACGCCUUUUGGUUUACGAGGUUGGAGCAAAACGUCUCACCCAUCAGAGGGACCUGAGGACAACGACGGCUGGUCCAGUGCUGAGGAGCCGAUCAACUCCUCAGACGCGGAGGAGGACGGCGGAGUGGGCCCCAGGAAGCUGCUGCAUGUGCGCGUGCCUCUCCCUGCGUAAGGGAGCUGCGCUGAGGGACAGAUUUGCCUUCUAAGCGAAGUCCUGUUGUAGCACGAGCAGCGCAGGAAGCUAAGUGGCGCAUUAGGUCUCCGAGGCAGGAGGGUUCCAACCGCUAUUUGCUGUCCCCUUGUGCUCCCCUGGUUCACACCCACUUACGGCAGCAAACAGAGCACCCCAGGGUUGGAGGGGCAGACACAGGUAAAUGGAGGAAAGCGGAGGGAGAGUCUCGGUGGCCAGGGCGACCCUUCCCAAGGAGGCCUGAGGGUGAGAAGGGCUGGGCCUUGGGGGACCAGCGGGGGAAACCUAGGCUGGCGGGCAGGGAGGCCGGGCAGGCCUGGUGGGUUUGCAUUCUGCGCUCGGUGCUGCUCAGGGCCAGUCAGGGCCCGGGCAAGGUGUCCAGAGUGGGUGCAGCCCCUCCCAUGAGGAUGAAGGACACCGGCCUGGCGCGCCCCGCCUCCCGGUGCCCAGUCGUGUGUCUCACCGCCCCUGAGGCCGGAGCCCCCAUGCUACGGCAGAAAGGCCUCUUCUUCUCAGGGUCCUCACUGUGCGGCACCUCCGUCCACAGGUGUGCUGAGCACCUGUGUGUGCGGCACUGACUGUCGGGCACUGAGGACAAGCGGGACAGAGGGGACAGGAAUCCCUCCUCUCCUGGGGCGAAGGACUAGCAAAGGCAGGGCACGUGGGUGGGGGCAGAGGCGUGGCCCAGCAAGAGGGAACAGCAGGUGCAAAGGCCCUGGGGCCGCAGGUGCUGGGCGCGGUGGGAGCACCGGGCACAGGCUGGUCAGGUUCAGGGGUCGCCACGAGCCCUGGCGCCUCCCCGGACUAGGAGGCCUUCCCAGGGUAAGGCGUAGCCCCACCGGCAGCGCUGAGGCUGGCAGGGCUCUCAUCCUUCCCGUGGCGCUGGACGCCGGGCACCGGUCGACGCGUGCCCCGCGCCCUGCCGUCCCCUCCCCAGGUGCCCGGGAAGUACACGGUCGCGGGGCCGGAGGAGAAGGGGGGCCCCGACGCGCUGGCGCUGAGAAGCGGGGACGAGGUGGAACUGGUG